AGUGGGAGACCUGGGGGCCGGGGCCGCCUCUGCACACCCAUCUGCCGGCUUCUCCAGCUCAGUCGAAUCGGAGGACCGGUGGCGACCUCGGCCUCCAGCGUCUCAGGCAGACCGAAGCGGCGGGGGCCAGGAUGGUGUUGCUGGGCUUACUGCAGGCGGGCGGGUCGGUGCUGGGGCAGGCGAUGGAGCAGGUGACGGGCGUCAGCCUCCUAUCCAAGCUGCUGAUCUGCGCCUUCACGCUCAGCCUGGUCUACCUGCUUCGCCUGGCCAUCGGUCACCUUGCCCCGCUGCCGGCCGGGGCGAAAAGUCCACCGCACAUUUUCUCUCCGAUUCCAUUCCUUGGGCAUGCCAUAGCAUUUGGGAAAAGUCCAAUUGAAUUCCUAGAAAAUGCAUAUGAGAAGUAUGGACCUGUGUUUAGUUUUACGAUGGUGGGCAAAACAUUUACUUACCUUCUGGGAAGUGACGCUGCUGCACUGCUUUUUAAUAGUAAAAAUGAAGAUCUGAAUGCAGAAGAUGUCUACGGUCGCCUGACAACACCUGUGUUUGGGAAGGGCGUUGCUUACGAUGUGCCUAAUGCAGUUUUCUUGGAGCAGAAGAAAAUACUAAAAACUGGCCUUAAUAUAGCCCACUUUAGACAGCAUGUUUCUAUAAUUGAAAAUGAAACAAAGGAAUACUUUCGAAGUUGGGGAGAAAGUGGAGAAAAAAAUUUGUUUGAAGCUCUUUCGGAGCUCAUAAUUUUAACAGCUAGCCAUUGUUUACAUGGCAAGGAAAUCAGAAGUCAACUCAAUGAGAAGGUGGCACAACUGUAUGCAGAUUUGGAUGGAGGUUUUAGCCAUGCAGCUUGGCUAUUGCCGGGUUGGCUCCCUUUGCCUAGUUUCAGACGCAGAGACAGAGCUCAUCGGGAGAUCAAGAGUAUUUUUUAUAAGGCAAUCCAGAAACGCAGACAGUCAGAAGGAAAAAUUGAUGACAUCCUCCAAACAUUACUAGAUUCUACUUACAAGGAUGGGUGUCCCCUGACAGAUGACGAAAUAGCCGGCAUGCUUAUCGGGCUGCUCUUGGCCGGGCAGCACACGUCCUCAACCACGAGUGCCUGGAUGGGCUUCUUUUUGGCCAGAGACAAGACACUUCAAGAAAAAUGUUAUGUAGAACAGAAAACAGUCUGUGGAGAGAAUCUGCCUCCUUUAACAUAUGACCAGCUCAAGGAUCUGAAUUUACUUGAUCGCUGUAUAAAAGAAACAUUAAGGCUCCGGCCUCCUGUAAUGACCAUGAUGAGAAUGGUCAAAACUCCUCAGGUUGUGGCAGGGUAUACCAUUCCUCCAGGACAUCAGGUGUGUGUUUCUCCCACUGUCAAUCAAAGACUUAAAGACUCUUGGAGUGAACGUCUAGACUUUAAGCCUGAUCGCUACUUGGGGGACAAUCCAGCAUCUGGAGAGAAGUUUGCCUAUGUGCCAUUUGGAGCUGGGCGUCAUCGUUGUAUUGGGGAGAAUUUUGCUUAUAUGCAAAUCAAGACAAUUUGGUCCACUAUGCUUCGUUUAUAUGAAUUUGAUCUCAUUGAUGGAUAUUUUCCCACUGUGAAUUACACAACCAUGAUUCACACCCCUGAAAACCCAGUUAUCCGAUACAAACGAAGAUCAAAAUGAAAAGUGCUGCAAGGAACUAAAACAUGUAAUACCACUGUAAACAGCAAAAGCAUUUGAAGAGAAUGAAAUUUAUGAAACAA
Molecule: messenger RNA, 1720 nt
Organism: Pteronotus mesoamericanus
Lineage: Eukaryota; Metazoa; Chordata; Mammalia; Chiroptera; Mormoopidae
Product: lanosterol 14-alpha demethylase
Exons: 10
Coding region: 132-1640 (502 amino acids)
Molecular function (GO): monooxygenase activity; heme binding; oxidoreductase activity, acting on paired donors, with incorporation or reduction of molecular oxygen
Source: RefSeq, a predicted model, not a curated record